AAAGAAUCCAAAAUCAGAUUGAUUCCAUCAAACCGUCUGAAUCGGAUUUUUCCCUUCGUUUCCUCCCUUUUCUUCUUCUGUACAUUAUUCUUUUCUUUGACCAUUUACUUCACCCCUAAUACUUUUUCUAGGGUUCCUUUCUGCUUCUCCUCUUCCACUCCUGCCUAACAAGCUCCCUUCAUUCCUCUCUUCCUUCUCCAUCAACUCUGAACCUCUCCGAUGGCGAAUUUUACUUCCUCUUCCUCCUCAUUAUCGGACGACCCGAUCAUUUCGGCUGCUGCUGAUACUGGUGGUUGUUCUUCUUCUGAAGCUGCUAUUGACGAGGCGUUCGAGGAUGCUUGCAGUAUCUGCCUCGAGCCUUUCACUACUCAAGACCCUUCCACCGUCACCAGCUGUAAACAUGAAUAUCAUCUUCAAUGUAUUCUUGAAUGGUCACAGAGAAGCAAAGAGUGUCCAAUCUGUUGGCAGCUUCUUGUCCUCAAGGAUCCUGCCUGCCAAGAACUUCUAGCUGCUGUUGAGAUUGAGAGGUGUUUAAGGUCAAGGAACACAUCUUCUGCUGCAUCCUCAAACCUGCCACUUCUUGUUGAUUUUGAUGUAGAACAGGAUUCCUUCUCAGAUGACUCAGAUUUUGAUGAGCAUAUUAUGCAGCAUUUUGCUGCUGCUGCAAGCAGAGCUCAUUAUCUUCGCAGAAGGGAGAGACAGAGAUCAUCUGGACAGGGUCCCUCCCAGUUUCUUGUCUUCACCUCGCCUACAAACUUACCUACUGCUCAGCAAACACAAUCUUCUUCAGACGAAUGCCAAGAUGUAUAUAAUGGGUUGUCUGGGGCAAAUUCACCAACUUGUCUCAUGACACCAGAGCCUCUGCCAUCUGUGGUCCCUCCUGUUGUGAAUGUGGUCUCUAGCUCUGCUGUCAACGGAGACAUUCCUUCCAAACCCAGAGUUUUGUUUAGACAACCACCAACUGAUGCUCCCCGAGCACCAUCUGAGGUGUCAUCUUUCUCAGAGUCCAUUAAAUCUAAAUGGGUUGCAGCUUCAGCCAGAUACAAGGAAUCAAUCUCUAAAAGUACUCGAGGUAUAAAGGAGAAGCUACUUGCACGUAAUAAUUCAGUUAAGGAGCUCAGCAAAGGAGUUCAGAAGGAGAUGCAUGCAGGGAUUGCUGGCGUUGCACGAAUGAUUGAGCGGUUAGAUCUUACCUCAAAACGAACUGGAGCCUCCAGUCCAGUUUCUGAUUUGAGGCCAGGGGCAUCAGACUUCUCCUUGAAGGGAAAGGCCAUGCAAGAGAACAUUAUUGCUCAGGCACUAGAGAAAAGAAGUGAGGAAAUUGCACUUGCUACAAGCUUGGAUGUUUCUUCACAUGUCUCCUGCACUGUCCCAAGUCGACUGGAUGUUCUCCAUGUACAGAGAGGUCAUUGAUCCUGUGGAGACAAACCUGAAUGUUUAAUUGUGUUUUUACCUGUUCUUAUGAGAAGGGCAAAGGAUGCAAGUGACGUGCUGUGAAGAAACCAAUUUACCUAUUGGUUUGCGUCCUGCAUUGCUUAUUUAUGCACAGUAAUGACCUUAGUUGGCUGUAGAAAUUACUGUCCAAGUGAAAAAGUAAUUUCUUUUGUCAUGAACUCGGGAGACUAGAAGAUUGAAUGGUGAAAGGUUUCAUUCUCGUGCAUUUUUAUUAUUUGCUUUUCAAUUACAGAAGAACUAGAUGUUCUGCGCUGGCAUGUUUGCUUGUGCUCUUACUCAAGUUUCAUAAUUCUUCUUUGAUGUGAGAUUGGUGAUACAUUUUAACUUCUUA
Hevea brasiliensis (rubber tree) is the source of this 1786-nucleotide messenger RNA. RefSeq names its product E3 ubiquitin-protein ligase RHF1A. NCBI's taxonomy places the organism in Eukaryota, Viridiplantae, Streptophyta, Magnoliopsida, Malpighiales, Euphorbiaceae. The transcript has 8 exons. The coding region runs from base 220 to 1413 and encodes 397 amino acids. The record is from RefSeq and is a predicted model, not a curated record. Gene Ontology annotation, molecular function: ubiquitin-protein transferase activity.